AUGUCUGCCACAAUCAGGGACUUGGAGUCCAGUGACCGAUAUUUAUCACUUUCUCUUCUGGACGUACACAGCAACAUGACCUCGCUUAACAUCACACUUUCCAACCUUAAUCAACAGCAGAAGAUACAUGAAGAGAAACAGAAUAUGACAAUUCAACAUUUAUCACUUUCUCUACUCGAUGUACACAAUAACACAGCAUGGCUUUCAUCAUCUCUUUCCAAUUUGACUGCGCAGCAGAAACAGAUGAAGAGUGUUCAAUCCAAUGUAGCAUUUACAGCUGGAAUCUUAGGAGAGACAAACGGGCAACAUACAUAUAGAGGCACUGUUAAAUUCCCAACAGUCAUAUACCAGGUAGGAGGAGGACAUAACCCCAAAACAGGAGUGUUUACUGCCCCAAAGACUGGACUCUACCUCAUAUUCUGUAUUAAUGUGGCAUAUUAUGAUGAAUCCUUCUGGACAAAAAUAAUGAUUGAUGGUUCGGUUAAGGCAGGAGUCGUGGCUUACGUUAGUGGAUUUGCUAAUACCUUUCAGUCUGCCUCUAACCUUGUUGUCCACCAGUUACAAGUGGGGGACAGGGUCUGGACAGAAAUUUCUAGUGGUAUUCAUCUGUACUCAUCUUUUCCAGAUACAACCUUUUCUGUCAUCAUGAUCAAUGGAUCAGACUAA
Saccostrea echinata is the source of this 666-nucleotide messenger RNA. RefSeq names its product multimerin-2-like. The coding region runs from base 1 to 666 and encodes 221 amino acids. The transcript is spliced from 2 exons. Gene Ontology annotation, molecular function: protein binding. The record is from RefSeq and is a predicted model, not a curated record. Lineage: Eukaryota; Metazoa; Mollusca; Bivalvia; Ostreida; Ostreidae.